AUUGCUAAACGUCAGACACUGUGACAGGUUUUCGAUGUUAAAUAUAUAAACAAAAUAGUAUAAUAUACUAUUUCGUUUUGCCUGAUUUUCACAUAUUUGAAUCAGAGCGUGAAGCUUAAAUCAAUAAGCAGAAAUUUAAUUCGUUUCUGAAAAAAAAUAUGUGUAAAAGAACUGUCAAUAUAUCGGAUAUGUUUAUGAAAUGCUAACAGUUCGGACAACACAUAUGUUUCCGGUACCUUAGAAGAUCUGAUAGAACUGAUAUCGUUUUUUCUUCUUCUGGUACAACACUUCUUCGAAAUAGAAGAUUUUGUGCCUGUAUGUUACAUUGAAUCUCAAUUUUUGUAGGAAUAGAGAUUAGCUUCAAGAAACUUUAAUUGCUUCGUGUGAUAAGCAUUUUAAACAAAUAUUUGGGUCAAAUUGGCUUAACAUGAAUAAUAUUUUGGCCUUUAUUUUUUUCAAUUUAUCCAGAGAUCAAGAAAGUUCCUACUAAUUUAUAAAAUACAAGGGAUAAUUAAUUUAACAAAAAUGACAUUAACAGAUCAGCAUUCUGUAUCAGGUAAUGUGAAAGCCAACAUUGCAGCUGUUUCUUCAGCAGUGCUCUAUGGUGCAUCCUCUGUUGCUAUUGUCUAUGUCAACAAGCUUUUAAUGACUUCCUUCUCAUUUGACUACCCAGUAUUUAUAAUGGCUUCACAAAUGACAUUCACAAUACUGCUGCUUGAACUUCUUAGUUUAAUAAACAUCAUCAACAUGCCAAAGUACACCUUGGAAAGAGCCAAGAUGUUUGCACUGCCUGCAUUGUUCUAUGGAGUCAAUUCUGUAUUGGCCCUCAGUGCUCUCAGUAACAUGAAUCCUGCCAUGUAUGGAGUGCUGAAGCGCUGUGUCCCUGUAGUCACUCUGCUCAUGUCAGUGGUUAUUUUCAAGAAAGGCUGGCCUUCCAGACUCACCAUCCUAUCCGUGCUAAUGCUCACACUGGGCUGUGUUGUUGCAGGUUAUGGAGAUUUGAAGUUCAACAUGCUUGCGUACACAUGUGGAGCCUUGAGUAAUGUCACACAGGCCGCAUACCUCCUCCUGGUGCAGCGACUCACCAAAGGCAAGCUGACCACUGUGGAGUCUCUGCAGCUCAACAGUAUCAACACUCUGCCAUUCUUGAUAUUGAUAUGUGUAACAAACGGAGAGGUGGUAAAAAUUAGGACGUUUGAGCAAUAUCACUCGAUAUCAUUCAUUGCAGUUUUCAUUUUAGCCAUAAGUCUUGGAUGCUUGUUAAACUACUCAUUGUUUUUAUGCACCAGUCUGAAUUCUGCACUGACGACCAGCAUUGUAGGUGGCAUAAAGGCGCUUGCUCAAACAUUGUUGGGAGUUUUCACGUUUGGAGGGGUGAGUCACAACCUGCCCACUUUUGCAGGUCUCUCCAUGAGCAUGCUAGGUGCUGUAUUCUAUUUGUACGCAAAGUACACAGAACACAAAACAAAACAUUUGGUAGAUUUGAAAAAAGUCAUGACAUUUUCCGCUUUUGAAGAAUUAAAAGAUGACAAGGAGUUAAAUGAGAUGGAAAUAAAGAUAAAUGGGGUUACCAAUCAAGCUGUAUUUGUUGAGAUGGACAAGAGAGCUACUUAAUACUAUGUGGGCUUGCAUUGUUCGCUGAAAAAUAUGUUGAAGGAAUUUAUUGUACAAUGCCUACCAAAAUAAAAGCAUUUCCAUAAGCAGCAGAGCUGUUAUUAUUGACAGAAAGAUUGUGAUAGGAUGAGACAAAAAGUAUUAUUGAGCUACUUUUCAAUGUUCAGUAAUUAUAUGUGCCUUUAUGUAGUGUUUAGUUUUACACAAUAAAUAAAAUCAAUUGAUUUUAAAUUCCAGGUUAUGAAAGUUUAAUGAAUUUUUUCCUUUAUAUUGAUUAUCCUUUUUAUCAAUCAAAGAAAAUUUCAAAAUUAUUAUUACUUUACUUCAUUGGUCAGCAAAUAUAGCAUCUUUAUAUAUGCAUUGAAAAUUCUGUAACAUUCCAUUUACCAUUAAAUGUAGCGGGAUUUUGGGGAUAAUUGAUUGCACAUGUACAUGUAUUGUUUUCAUGGGAAUUUGUCGUGGGGACUUAUCAGUCAACAUAUUUAUUGUGGGUUGUAUUUUGCAUGUUGAUUUGGGGCGAUUAAACCAUAUCGUUAUAUUAUUUCACAUUGUAUGCACUCUCAUAUAUCUUUCAAAAGUAUAUUUAUUUUUUUUAUUUCGAGUUAAAUUUGUUCAGUGGUAUCUGAAAACAGAAAUCUAUAUGUCUAAAAAUAAAGUUCAAAAGUACACUUCCUUUAAAGUUAGUUAAGUUAAACCAGUUCAUUUAAUUCUUACAAAAUAGGUAUUUUAAACAUACAUUGAUUCUGAAUAGACACCUUUUAUGCUCCCUUUCGAAGAGUGACUGUCCGUAUUUCUGUCUGUCUGUCUGUGUGUCCAUCUUUCUGUCACACUUUGUGUUUAGGUUUCUAAAAAUGCGCAUAACUUCUAUGUCCCUUGAGAUGUAACCUUCAUAUUUGGUAUGCAUGUGUAUAUGGACAAGGCCUUUCCAUACGCACACAAUUUUUUACCCCUGUGACCUUGACCUUGAACUUGGGGUCCGCGUUUAGGUUUCGAAAUCUGCGUUUAGGUUUCGAAAAAUGCUCAUAACUUCUAUGUCCCUUGAGAUAUAACCUUCAUCAUUUGGUAUGCAUGUGUAUAUGGACAAGGCCUUUCCAUACGCAUAAAAAAAAUUACCCCUGUGACCUUGACCUUGAACUUAAGUCCGCGUUUAGGUUUCGAAAUCUGCGUUUAGGUUUCGAAAAAUGCUCAUAACUUUUAUGUCCUUUAAGAUAUAACCGACAUAUUUGGUAUGCAUGUGUAUAUAAACAAGGCCUUUCCAUAUGAACAAAAAUUUUGAUCCCUGUGACCUUGACCUUGAACUUAGGGUCCGCGUUUAGGUUUCGAAAUCUGCGUUUAGGUUUUGAAAAAUGCUCAUAACUUCCAUGUCCCUUGAGAUAUAACCUUCAUAUAUGGUGUGCAUGUGUAUAUGGACAAGGCCUUUCCAUACGCACACAAAUUUUGACCCCUGUGACCUUACCCUUGAACUCAGGGUCAGCAUUAAGUUUCGAAAUCUGCGUUUAGGUUUCGAAAAAAGGUCAUAACUUCUAUCAAGCGUUUAUAGGGGGCAUAAGUCAUCCUAUGGUGACGGCUCUUGUUUGGUUCAAUAUUGAUUUUCUAUCUUGUUUUAUAGAAAAAAAACUGUAUAUUUGAAGGUACAAGCAUGGUGCAAGCUUUUGCAGAGCAACAUUAUUUACUAAGUUUGGUUAACAAUGUUGUUUUUGCUGAAUAAAAAAUUGUUCAUACAUCAAAAUAUAAAAGAAAAAUGUGCAUACAUGUAUCUGUUGGUUGUGUGCAUUAUUGCAGAUGUUAACUAUUUAAGUUUCACCUGGCUUAAUGGCCAGAUAUAUGUUUGUUAUAGUUUUUUGGGGUUAAAAUAUAUGUUUGUUACAGUUUUUUGGGUUAAAAUAUAUGUUUGUUAUAGGUUUUUUGGUUGAAGAGAUUUGCUUUAUAUUUUACAUUCUAGAGAGGUAUGAUAAAUAUGCUGUUAAUAAAUCAAAGCACUCACUUGUGACAUUGUUAUUAAAUACAGUUUUGUGUGUGUGUUUUUUUUCACGCCAUUUUAUCCCAUGCUAUUUAUUAACUAUUUUUUCAAAUUUCCAAAAACCAAUAGCAAGCAGCUACAUUAUAAGUUGUUUAUUGACGUGACGUCUUUUGAAGUUGACAAUGUCAUUUCACCAGGUUGUAAAAGGUCAGUCCAGAAAAGUUUGCCAAUAAAAACACUUAAAUGUUAUCGAAAACAUGUUUAUGGUUAAAAUAAUUGUAAUUGAUAUAUUACAUGGGAAACAAUGUAUAGUUCUAGUAUUUGAUUAUAGAGUAGAUGUCAGUUUUUACUCAUAUAUUAAUUUGAUUUAUCAGUAUUAAGUCAAAACAUUUACAUUCAAGGUUGCUAUUUAUGUUAUGUGUUCUCAUCAAUUAGAAUCUACAUUCGAUGAAGUUGUACAUUUGUAUCAGUAACAUGCAUAUUGCAAUCAGCAUUUACAUAAACAUCCAAUGGUGUUAUACAUUUAUUGCACUUUUAUGCUCAAUGAAAUCCACAUUUAUGUUCAAUGAGAUUACAUAAUAACUGUUCAUGUUCUCAAUUGAAGUUUUUAUCUAUGAUCAGUUGAUCUGUGAUACAUUAUUCAGAUGUUGUUUCUGUUGUUAUGAAAUAUAUAUUCCAAAGUUAUUUAAACAUUAAAUUUUACCAUUGUUGUAUAGAUCUCAUGUAAAGUUAUUAAAUGGUUCAUGCAAUUUCUGCAUGUAUUUAUUGCACAUAUUGAAAUUAUUUACAUGUAUGUGGGCAAUAUUCGUUCUUGACUAAUUUUAUCAAGCUUGUUUUUGUGUUCAGCUUUGCUGAAUCUUUAUUAGUGUAAGAGUAAUUUUGAAUUAUGUUUUGUAUCAGUCACAUACCAGCGAGACAUGUUGUGGACUUAGUGUAUUGCACAUUUGCAUCUGUCCAUAUGUUCCAUUAUGAGUCCCAUCUUUUUUUAUAUAUAAAUAAUUAAAUAACUUUAAAUUGUCCCCAUCAUAAGAUGAUAAUUUAUGUUCUCAAUGAACGGUCAAGGUCACAAUUUAAGGCAAACUAAUUGCCACGUUUUUGUUAGCUCUUAAACUGUGUAUUAUUUAGAUAAUGUUGUAAAAUUCUAAGCAGAAAUGUUAAAGAUUAUACGACAAUAUGGCUUGAUUGGUCAUUGUCGUCUUUGGUACUACUUAAAUGUACCCCAGAUACUCUUAAGUAUACUUAAAUGUACCCCGGGUAUGGAAAAUAUGCUGAAACGUACCCGGGAAAUCUAACGCUAAAUUGGUCGUUGACGGCUUUUUAUCUCAAAUUAAUUAUGUUCAUUUCGUAUUUCAUAAAAUGUUUUACAACAUCUGGUUUUGGGUGGGAAUAACACUCGGGUACAGUCUAAGUUGGCCGGGUACGUUUUAGUAUAUUUUCCAUACCCGGGGUCCAUUAAAGUAUACUUAAUAGCACCCGGGGUACAUUUAAGUAGUACUUGAGCCGACAAUGACCAAUCAAGCGACAAUGUGCAACACCUAAGAUCCAGGUCUGUAAUUCAAAGGUCAAGUUCACACUUCAAUGAUAAAAUUGUUUGCUUUUUGCGUUCAUCAUUUUCCCACCACCUUCAAAGAAAAGGUUGUUUAUUAUUUUCUUGAUAUUUGUAGGUCUGUUCUCAUGGAACUGUAGUCACAUUUUGUGACUAAUGGUGUCUCUUGUUACUUUCCACACAUCACAAAAAAUGUGAUUUUCUAAUGCCUUUACCGGUAAUUGAAUUUCAUUUCAAUAGUUUCCUGUAUUAACAUUAAAAGAACCAAGUUCUGCCUUUACAAGUAUAUGUUUAUACUGGUCAAUUUAGAAAUGUUUAGUGUCAGUGAUAAUACAUGCGAAAAUUCAACUUUCAUUUCGUUUUUGUGAAUAGGUUUUGUGCAUGCUAUUGUUGUCAUAGCAACUUAAAAUAAAGAAACAAUAUUAUUUCAUACACGUUACUUCCGAAAUAAAAACAACAACAUUUGUUUAAUAAACAGUCCAUUUUGGUCGUUUUUAUAAAUUUUGUGAUGGAUAUUUUCUUUCAUGAAAUUGGACAAUUCAUGAAAUGUCUUCAUCAAAGCAUGUUUAUUUAUAAUGCACAUACAUUAAUGUUUUAUUUCACACAUGUAUUACUUUAAUUAUGGAUUACAUUGUAAAUAAGGUUGGGUGAAUAGAGCAAACGUAUCUGUGUUUUUGGUUUCUACUUUAAUUGCAAAUCCAAUUAAUUUUGUUUAGAUUUUUAACUUGUGUUAUUUAAGUUGGUAUUAAAUAAUGAAAACUUU
This is a messenger RNA of Dreissena polymorpha, 5883 nucleotides long. RefSeq names its product putative UDP-sugar transporter DDB_G0278631. Gene Ontology annotation, cellular component: Golgi apparatus. The transcript is spliced from 2 exons. Lineage: Eukaryota; Metazoa; Mollusca; Bivalvia; Myida; Dreissenidae. Gene Ontology annotation, molecular function: antiporter activity. The coding region runs from base 526 to 1614 and encodes 362 amino acids. The record is from RefSeq and is a predicted model, not a curated record.